Messenger RNA from Mobula hypostoma (lesser devil ray), 1327 nucleotides. RefSeq lists its product as uncharacterized. Gene Ontology annotation, cellular component: chromatin; nucleosome. Gene Ontology annotation, biological process: heterochromatin formation. The record is from RefSeq and is a predicted model, not a curated record. Lineage: Eukaryota; Metazoa; Chordata; Chondrichthyes; Myliobatiformes; Myliobatidae. The transcript has 4 exons. Bases 14 to 1327 code for a protein of 437 amino acids. Gene Ontology annotation, molecular function: structural constituent of chromatin; DNA binding; protein heterodimerization activity.
UUGAGUUUGUGAGAUGACUGGACGAGGAAAAACCGGUGGCAAAGCUCGGUCCAAGGCCAAAUCUCGCUCGUCCCGGGCCGGACUGCAGUUCCCGGUGGGCCGUGUUCACAGGCUCCUGAGAAAGGGUAACUAUGCUGAGCGUGUGGGUGCCGGAGCCCCGGUCUAUCUGGCCGCUGUGCUCGAGUAUCUGACAGCUGAAAUCCUCGAGUUGGCCGGCAACGCAGCCCGGGACAACAAGAAAACCCGCAUCAUCCCCAGACACCUUCAGCUGGCCGUCCGCAACGACGAGGAGCUCAACAAGCUGCUGGGAGGGGUGACCAUCGCUCAGGGCGGGGUGCUGCCCAAUAUCCAGGCCGUGCUGUUGCCCAAGAAAACGGGCAGCGCCACUCAAAGGGUGAACAGUCGGGAUGCAGUCCGCAAUGAUGGAGCUAGGCCUCCACUGAUUAUUGAAAUUGAACGGCCGCGUCGUUUACAGGAGUUCAGCGCUGCAAUCGGCUUCAUAUCCGUUCAUCGCCCGUACCAGAAGAAGUAUGAGGUCUAUUUAAUCCGCACUCCGAGCAGAUUUUACUCAUUUUGCCGUUUGAAUCCGAGCGAAGAAAUGCCCGAGCCGCAGAAAUCCGCUCCCAAGAAGGGCGCCAAGAAAGCUUUGCCCAAACCAGCGGGCAAGUCUGGCAAGAAACGCAGGAGGGUGAGGAAGGAGAGUUACUCCAUCUAUAUCUACAAAGUGAUGAAGCAGGUUCACCCCGACACCGGCAUCUCCUCCAAGGCCAUGAGCAUCAUGAACUCGUUCGUGAGCGAUAUUUUCGAGCGCAUCGCGGGCGAGGCUUCCCGGCUGGCCCAUUAUAACAAGCGAUCGACCAUCAGCUCCCGGGAGAUCCAGACUGCCGUGCGCCUGCUGCUGCCUGGGGAGCUGGCCAAGCACGCCGUGUCGGAAGGGACAAAGGCGAUGACUGGACGAGGGAAAACCGGUGGCAAAGCUCGGUCCAAGGCCAAAUCUCGCUCGUCCCGGGCCGGACUGCAGUUCCCGGUGGGCCGUGUUCACAGGCUCCUGAGAAAGGGUAACUAUGCUGAGCGUGUGGGUGCCGGAGCCCCGGUCUAUCUGGCCGCUGUGCUCGAGUACCUGACAGCUGAAAUCCUCGAGUUGGCCGGCAACGCAGCCCGGGACAACAAGAAGACCCGCAUCAUCCCCAGACACCUUCAGCUGGCCGUCCGCAACGACGAGGAGCUCAACAAGCUGCUGGGAGGGGUGACCAUCGCUCAGGGCGGGGUGCUGCCCAAUAUCCAGGCCGUGCUGUUGCCCAAGAAAACGGGCAGCGCCAGCAAGUGA